Salvelinus fontinalis (brook trout) is the source of this 3106-nucleotide messenger RNA. RefSeq names its product RPE-retinal G protein-coupled receptor-like. The transcript is spliced from 7 exons. The record is from RefSeq and is a predicted model, not a curated record. Gene Ontology annotation, biological process: phototransduction; G protein-coupled receptor signaling pathway; visual perception. Lineage: Eukaryota; Metazoa; Chordata; Actinopteri; Salmoniformes; Salmonidae. Gene Ontology annotation, molecular function: G protein-coupled receptor activity. Gene Ontology annotation, cellular component: membrane. The coding region runs from base 311 to 1201 and encodes 296 amino acids.
CUGCGCAUGCGCACUAGGUGCGCAGAAACCACUUCAAUGAACACAAAGAAAAAUAUAUUUUCGGAAAAAGAAGAAAAUAGUUCUUAUCCAAUGUGUAGCAUACUCUAUUAUUAUUAUUAUUGUACCCCUAAUUAGAAUAUUCUUGUAGGGAUUGGUGAGUUUUUUUCUUGAGAUAAGUUCUUGCAUGCCUUUUCACGUGAAAGAGACUUUAUAAAGAGUUCAGUCUUAGAAACCUCUGGCACUUUUAGAAGCGAAAAUAAACGUAGAGGAAUUAUCUGUAGUGUCCGACAAUUAUAGUAGCCAUUAAAACAUGGCAGCAUACACAUUACCGGAGGGAUUCUCCGAUUUUGACAUGUUUGCAUUCGGUUCAGCUCUUCUUGUUGGGGGUCUUCUUGGAUUCUUCCUCAACGCCAUUUCAAUAUUGGCCUAUAUUAGCGUAAAGCAAAUGCGAACUCCCAGUAAUUUUCUUGUGUUUAACCUUGCUGUGGCUGACAUUAUGCUCAAUAUAACCGGCCUGAUCGCUGCUUACGCCAGUUUAUUUUAUAGUCACUGGCCCUGGGGCCAAGACGGAUGUAGCAACCACGCCUUCAUGGGGAUGACAGCAGUUCUGGCCUCUAUCAGCUUCCUGGCUACCAUCGCCUGGGACAGAUAUCACCAAUAUGUCACCAAUCAGAAGCUGUUUUGGAGCACGGCCUGGACUAUUUCUAUCGUUACCUGGGGUUUGGCUAUCUUCUGGGCCGCCGUCCCUCUGAUUGGUUGGGGAGUUUAUGACUUUGAGCCCAUGAGGACCUGCUGCACUCUAGACUACACCAAAGGAGACAAGGACUACAUUACCUAUAUGGGGGCCCUGACUGUCUUCUACCUUAUCCUCCCUGCUUAUGUCAUGAAGUCCAACUACGACGCCAUUUACGCAUACUUCAAGAAGAUCCACAAGCACAGGUGGAACACCAGUUUACCACUGAUGGUUCUGUUGUUCUGCUGGGGACCCUACGAAAUCAUGUGUAUCUACGCCUGCUUUGGCAACGCCAGACUGGUCUCACCAAAGCUGAGAAUGUUGCUUCCUGUUUUGGCGAAAACGAACCCUAUUUUCAACGCGUGGCUCUAUUCCUUUGGGAACGAGUUCUACAGAGGAGGGGUGUGGCAGUUCCUGACUGGCCAGAAGUUUACUGAGCCGGUCGUUGUGAAGUUAAAAGGAAGAUAAAGGAAGUUUUCCAUUCUGACAUUCUAAUUCUAUGGUUACACUACUGUACAGGCCAUGGAAUUAGAAUGUUCCAUUCUGACAUUCUAAUUCUAUGGUUACACUACUGUACAUGCCAUGGAAUUAGAAUGUUCCAUUCUGACAUUCUAAUUCUAUGGUUACACUACUGUACAGGCCAUGGAAUUAGAAUGUUCCAUUCUGACAUUCUAAUUCUAUGGUUACACUACUGUACAGGCCAUGGAAUUAGAAUGUUCCAUUCUCACAUUCUAAUUCUAUGGUUACACUACUGUACAGGCCAUGGAAUUAGAAAGUUCCAUUCUCACAUUCUAAUUCUAUGGUACAGGCUAUAUCCAAACAACAUCAUCAUCAUGGACUCUCAUUGCAGUAGGUUUCACAUUGGAAGAAUGGUAUUUGUACAAGGUGGUGAGCUUAAUGUUAAUUGUUUAUUUAGCUGGCUUGGGAAACCAUGGGUCCAAUGUAGCUUGUCAAUAGCGGUAUGGUGGCUGAGUCUUCAUUCAAAUAGACUUUGGGGAGAAGCACCUGUGAUUAGAUUGAAUGAUGUCUCAUGAUUGACUAGACAAAGGGCACUCAGUGACCUACGUUGUAAUACAAAUCCCACAGUGCUCUUAAUGCCAUGUUCAUGCUGAGUGAUUUGAAGGUAAUACAACCAGAGAUCAACUUAAAGGUGGACCAAACUUAAGGUUCAGGUCAUGUUAAUGUAAUACCGUUUUUUAUUUUUUAAUAGCCAAUAGCUUUACUUCUAGAAGUCUCCCUGAUGUAUCCCUCCAAGCACUGUAAUAAACACAGCAAGGUAUUCUGCCAUGCAGCCGCUCUUCAAUCUGACUCCACUGACCUUACCUGGAAAUGGUGUGAUUCUCAGCAUGCCGCUGUACCUGUACAGCUGUAAAAGGAUGAGACUUCAAAAAAGAGCUAUACUCUACCACACCUGGGUUCAAGUACUAUUUGAAAUCUUUAAAAUACUUUAACUGUUUACUUUAGCCUGCCUGGAGUGCCAGAUGGGUGGGGUAUACAGUUUUAUGCUAAGGCAAGCUCAAUCAAGCCAGGAUAAAGUAUUGGAAAUGAUUUCAUAUAGUAACUGAACCCAGGCGUCAUUCAGCCAAGACAUUUCAUGCUAUGGAGGUUGUUGUAUAGUUGUGACCAACAAGAUUUAUUGGGUCACUUUUGGUUCCUGAGGAGUGUUAGGGAUGUGUCCCAAAUUACACCCUAUUCCCUAUUUAGUGCACUACUUUUGAACAGAGACCUGGCCAAAUGUAGUGCACUAUGUAGGGAAUAUGGUUCAAUUUGAAGUCUGAAGACAAAAGCCUUGAUGUGAUGUAACCUCUACACAGUAUAGCCACCAAUCUUUCUGUGAAGAACUAUUCUCUGUAGAUACUUAGUGUGGAGGCAGAACUAUUCUCUGUAGAUACUUAAUGUGGAGGCAGAUCUAUUUUCUGUAGAUACUUAAUGUGGAGGCAGAUCUAUUCUCUGUAGAUACUUAGUGUGGCGGCAGAACUAAAAGAAGCAGGAUCAUCCCUUUAAAGGAAGUGGAGAAAACCACACAACAUUGAAUCCCACGGAGGAAGUUUCUGAAUGACCAAUGGUCCCCAAGUUACGUAGUCUUACAUUACAUUACAUCCCCAUAUAGUCUGGAGUAAACUAGAUAUAACCUAAUAAUGUUUGGUGUAUUGAAUGUGUUUUUUGUUCUAUUAUAAUAAUAUGCCAUUUAGCAGACGGAUUGACAGUCUGACAGUGCAUAUAUAUAUAUAUUUUUUUAACAUAUUUGUACGUUCAAACCGUAAUCUUAGACUAUCACAUUGUGUCACGUUGUGUCGUUUUAACUUCGUCUAUCUUUGUGUAGCAGACGCUGGCAUGCAUAACCUUACGUAAAAUACAGUUAAUCUACUCCUU